AAUAGAUUUACUUUUCCCUUGAAUUAUAAGAAAAUUUUGUUUUUGAUAAGGAUACAAGUGUCCUUUUAUUAUUUUUAUUUUUUCAAAUGAACCAAUGUUAUUGAUAUUCAAAUAAUAAUGUCUAUAAGUAGAUUUUUAAAAUUUUCAUCAUUAGCUGGUAUCGGUGGUUAUACUGGUUAUGUUCUUCAUCAAAAUGAUUGGAAUCCAAGACAUAUCGGUAUAGUUCGUUUUGGUUUUGCUGCAUAUGCUGUCGGUCAGAUUGCAUUUGAUUAUAAAUUUUCCGUAUUAAAAUUACGUGAUGAUUCGGAAGAAACUUUGGAAAAAUGGUCACAAUGUCAUCAACGUGCAGCUAAUCGUUUAUUACGAUUAUGUUCAACAAAUGGUGGUGUAUUUAUUAAAGUAGGUCAACAUAUAGCUGCAUUAGAUUAUCUUGUACCAAAAGAAUAUGUAAAUACAUUGAAAGUUCUGCAUAGUCAAGCACCAAGAUCAAAAUUUUCUGAUAUUAAAAAAGUAAUCGAAAAAGAACUUGGCGAUAAACUUGAUAAUAUAUUCGAUGAAUUUGAUGAAAAAGCCAUUGCUUCAGCAUCAUUGGCACAAGUUUAUCGUGCAAAGCUUUGUAAUUCAAAUGAAACGGUUGCCGUCAAAGUACAACAUCCAAAAGUAUUUCAACAUAGUUUAGUUGAUAUUGCUACAAUGGAAUUUUUAUUCAAUGUAAUCGAUCGAUUAUUUCCUGAAUUUUCAUUAAUGUGGCUUGUAAAUGAAACCAAACGUAACAUACCAUUAGAAUUGGAUUUUGUUAAUGAAGCUAAAAAUUCGGAAAAAAUUGCAAUUUUAUUAAAAGAUUUACAAUGGUUAAAAAUACCACAUAUAUAUUGGAAAUAUACAACGAAAAGAGUUUUGAUGAUGGAAUUUGUUGAAGGAACAUCCAUUACAGAUAAAGAAUUUUUCUUAGCAAAUCGAAUGAAUUGUCAGGAAAUUGCAAAUCGUUUUGAAAAUAUGUAUGGUAGAAUGAUUUAUACAUAUGGUACUGUACAUUGUGAUCCACAUCCCGGUAAUGUUUUGGUGAAAAAAACAAGCAAUAAAGAUUUUUAUCUUUAUCUUCUUGAUCAUGGUCUUUAUACUCAAUUAACCGAUGAAUUUCGUCAAAAUUAUUCAGCAUUUUGGAUGGCAAUAUUUCGUGGUGAUUUAAAACAGAUUCAAGAACGUGCCAUUCGUAUGGGUAUCGAAGAAAAAGAUGCACAAUUAUUAUCCUGUAUGGUAACAGCUAAACCAUGGUCAGCAAUAUCACGUGGUCUAGAAAAUCGUCCCAAAGAUCAAACUAUUAUCAGUGAAGAGAAAAAUGAACUAAGAAAAAAUGCAUCAUUAUAUGUUCAUAAUAUAUCACAAAUAUUGGGCAAAGUUGAUCGUCAAUUAUUAUUAAUAAUGAAAACAAAUGAUCUUAUACGUAAUAUAAGUCAUGUUUUAGGUUGUGAUGAACGACGAUCAUUAUUAAAUAUGAAUCGUUAUUGUAUACAAACAGUUUAUGAACAACGUUUAUCACAAUGUCAAAAUAAUAAUAUUUUUAAACGUUUUGCAAUACAUUUACAAACACGUUAUUUAUAUUUUAAAUUAUCUUUAUAUUCAUUUUAUCUUUGGAUUGAUUCAUGGUUUACGACAACCAGAUUAUCUUGUUAAUUUAAUCUUCUUCUUU
This is a messenger RNA of Dermatophagoides pteronyssinus (European house dust mite), 1690 nucleotides long. RefSeq names its product aarF domain containing kinase 1 (gene Adck1). NCBI's taxonomy places the organism in Eukaryota, Metazoa, Arthropoda, Arachnida, Sarcoptiformes, Pyroglyphidae. Gene Ontology annotation, biological process: lipid homeostasis; mitochondrion organization. The record is from RefSeq and is a predicted model, not a curated record. Gene Ontology annotation, cellular component: mitochondrial inner membrane.